UUGGGCGCAAAGCACCUGCUGAUUCCACCCUUUGCCUGGCAUAUAUGUCUUUUGGUCCUGGCUGGGAAUUGCCACCUCCCCCUGGGCCAGCACCACUAACGUGCCUCUCAGCAGAGGCCACAGUUGACUGACUUGCUGUUGAGCUGCCGCUCUUUGGCAUGGCUGCAUAUUGACGGCAGAGGGAACAGUUAUGCCCAGAGCCCAGUGUGUCGGCAUCACCAGUCUGACCUGAGCACCGUGUGCUGCACAACGUGACACGUGGCACUGGGAGAACUGCCCAGCGUGGAAGGUCUGGGCCAGGUCUGAGCUCAGAUGGGACCUGGAUAGCCAAGGAACUCGCAUCUUAAAACCUCAGAUUCUCAGGGGCUGCUAGAUUCAUCUCUGAUGGCAUCAGGCACUGCCAGCCGCUCAGAGGAUGAGGAAUCACUGGCGGGGCAGAAGCGGGCCUCCUCACAGGCCUUGGGCACCAUCCCUAAACGGAGAAGCUCCUCCAGGUUCAUCAAGAGGAAGAAGUUUGAUGAUGAGUUGGUGGAGAGCAGCCUGGCUAAAUCCUCUACCCGGGCAAAGGGGGCCAGUGGGGUGGAACCAGGGCGCUGUUCUGGGAGUGAACCCUCCUCCAGUGAGAAGAAGAAGGUGUCCAAGGCCCCCAGCACUCCUGUGCCGCCCAGCCCAGCCCCAGCUCCCGGACUCACCAAGCGUGUGAAGAAGAGCAAACAGCCACUUCAGGUGACCAAGGAUCUGGGCCGCUGGAAGCCUGCAGAUGAUCUCCUGCUCAUCAAUGCUGUGUUGCAGACCAAUGACCUGACAUCUGUCCACCUGGGUGUGAAGUUCAGCUGCCGCUUCACCCUUCGGGAAGUCCAGGAGCGCUGGUACGCCCUGCUCUACGAUCCUGUCAUCUCCAAGCUAGCCUGCCAGGCCAUGAGGCAGCUGCACCCAGAGGCCAUUGCUGCCAUCCAGAGCAAGGCCCUGUUUAGCAAGGCUGAGGAACAGCUGCUGAGCAAAGUGGGAUCGACCAGCCAGCCCACCUUGGAGACCUUCCAGAACCUGCUGCACAGACACCCCGAUGCCUUCUACCUGGCGCGUACUGCCAAGGCUCUGCAGACCCACUGGCAGCUCAUGAAGCAGUAUUACCUCCUGGAGGACCAGACAGUGCAGCCGCUGCCCAAGGGGGACCAAGUGCUGAACUUCUCCGACGCAGAGGACCUGAUUGAUGACAGUAAGCUCAAGGACAUGCGAGAUGAGGUCCUGGAACAUGAGCUGACAGUGGCUGACCGGCGCCAGAAGCGAGAGAUUCGGCAGCUGGAACAGGAGCUGCAUAAAUGGCAGGUGCUAGUAGAUAGCAUCACAGGCAUGAGCUCUCCGGACUUCGACAACCAGACGCUGGCAGUGCUGCGGGGCCGCAUGGUGCGGUACCUGAUGCGCUCCCGAGAGAUCACCCUGGGCAGAGCAACCAAGGAUAACCAGAUUGAUGUAGACCUGUCUUUGGAGGGUCCAGCCUGGAAGAUCUCCAGAAAGCAAGGUGUCAUCAAGCUGAAAAACAAUGGGGAUUUCUUCAUUGCCAAUGAGGGUCGGCGGCCCAUCUACAUCGAUGGACGGCCCGUGCUGUGUGGCUCCAAAUGGCGCCUCAGCAACAACUCGGUGGUGGAGAUUGCCAGCCUGCGAUUCGUGUUCCUCAUCAACCAGGACCUCAUUGCCCUUAUCCGAGCGGAGGCUGCCAAGAUCGCGCCACAGUGAGGCAUGGUGGCAGAACUGUGGCCUGUUUCCCCUGCCAUGCUAGCUCCCUGGAGCUGGGAACUAGGCUCCUGGAAAAACAAGAGUAGGCAGCAGGAGCCCCAACUGACGGCCCAUUGAUCUGAGCCUCUGUGGGGAGGGGCUGGGACCCUGUGGCUUCCUUAGAGCCAGAGCCCCUCCCCAUCUCUGAAAAACCACCCUCCCUCCUACCCUCAGAUCCCCACCUUCACCCCUUUGUCUCCAGCUGAUUAGCUUCAGACUUCCCCUUUAUUUUUCUUUUGUAAAUAAAAAGCACUGAGUUCCAAAGUA
This is a messenger RNA of Hipposideros armiger (great roundleaf bat), 2040 nucleotides long. RefSeq names its product microspherule protein 1 (gene MCRS1). The record is from RefSeq and is a predicted model, not a curated record. Lineage: Eukaryota; Metazoa; Chordata; Mammalia; Chiroptera; Hipposideridae. The transcript is spliced from 14 exons. Gene Ontology annotation, molecular function: protein binding; G-quadruplex RNA binding. Bases 385 to 1734 code for a protein of 449 amino acids. Gene Ontology annotation, cellular component: MLL1 complex; Ino80 complex; NSL complex. Gene Ontology annotation, biological process: positive regulation of transcription by RNA polymerase II.